Monomorium pharaonis (pharaoh ant) is the source of this 5670-nucleotide messenger RNA. Its product is annotated as major royal jelly protein 1. The record is from RefSeq and is a predicted model, not a curated record. The transcript is spliced from 12 exons. Lineage: Eukaryota; Metazoa; Arthropoda; Insecta; Hymenoptera; Formicidae. The coding region runs from base 4430 to 5653 and encodes 407 amino acids. Gene Ontology annotation, cellular component: extracellular region.
AUUGACCUGUUCUUACUAUCCUCGUAAACUUUCAUUCAUUCAUUCGCACGUGCCGCUAGUUAGCGGCCGAUAGUUGUCUUUGGGGAUUUCGAGAUGCAUAAUGAACAUUUCGUGAGCAUCACAGAGCAUCGCGCAAGGAAAAAUAUCGUCUUGUUGUAAAAAAAUUGUUUGCUUUGCUGAUUUUAUACUGGAAAAUAUCUUACGAAUGGAAUCCAAGAUAGAUUUUUUAGAAAAGUUUUUCAAAUAUUCGUUGUUGGACACUAAUACUUUGAGAUAAUAUGUAAUGCCACAUAUAUUGUAUUACUAAAUAGAAACUAAACAACUCUCGUUUUUUAGUCUACAUCGGCAGCGAUGCAAAGUAAAUUUGAACGAAUGUGUAACGAAAUUCUUUCGUAUGAACCUUUCAAAGAAGAAUGCAUGGCUCCAAAAUCUGUGUGUCUUUGACACCUAGGACUUGUUAAUGAUAUCCCUUCGGCCACGAAAGGAACCGAAAGAAACUGAAACGAAGUCGUUCUCUUUGAAAAGAAGCAACCGUUUGGUUUGGUUUACGUUUUUCAUACAAAGCAUCUUUGAGAUAUAAAAAAAGUCCUGAACGUGAAAAAGUAUUCUUUUGCAUUGUAUUAAUUAGCAAUGUAAUACACGGAUUUUAUACCCUCGAUUUAUACAAAGUAUUUGUUCCAUAUUAGAUUUCUUAUGCGAUUAAGGAUUGCAUGAAUAAAAUCUAUCAAUACAAAAAAUACUAUACAAUACUAUACUAAAUAAUAUUAAAAAUAUUAUAUAAAACAAAAAAUAAUAUAGAAAGUCUCAAGAUUUUUGUCAUUAGUUUUUAUGCAUUAAUACGUGAAAUAAAUAUUUUUACAACAUGAUUUUUCUCUUAUAUAUUUUUUGUAUUGAUAAUUUAUUGUAUCGGUAAUUCUUUUUUUUUAAUAAAUUAAAAUUUUAUUUGUUGUAGCUAUUAAUAUUGUAUUCCAAAGCAACCAACCGAUAUAAUAAAUACAAUCAAGUAAGAACUUUUUGUUCACCGAUAUAGAAUAUAUAAUUUCAAUAAGACCAUAUCACAGAAAGAUACAUUUUUCGAUCGUGUAAAAGAGCUCGUGUACAAAAAGUACCGCGUAAAUCGAGGGACCAGUAUACUUUCUUCUUCGCUUUUAACACGCUAAGAGAAAAAAAAGUUACGACGUAUUAAUUGUCGGAGAGUUUAGGUUCAGUCUUGCGCUUCUGCGAACCCUUCAGCUGUUCAUCGACUGUUAUUCUUGUAAACUGUUUGUUAGCCGUGAGCUCAUCAAAAUGGUGAUUCAUUUCGACAGAUUAAAUCUGCGGGACAACGAGAGCCAGUAUUUGUGGUGCCAUUGUUAGUCGAGCGACGCUUCUUUCUUCGCGAUAAUGUGAAGAAGGUUCUUUCGAGAUCACGCAUACUUAACUGAUCGAUUGUAUUUUCAACUCGUGCACUUUGAAUUCAAAGAUUCCUCUUCAAGAAAAACAUCAGAAGUAGGCAAACACAGAAUAUAUAAAUGCAUUUAAACUAUUUCUCAGUCUCCCUAGAUUUGAAAUCAUAGUCACUAACUGUCUCAUUAUUAUUAUGAUAAAUUAUUACUCACAUUUUUAUUUAAAAAAAAGAAAAUCAAUAAUAAUAAAAAUAUAAUAAGGCCAAUAACGAGCAAACUAAUUUGGGUGUAAUUAUUAAACUUUACUGCAAUUGGUUAAUUAUUCAUCCACAGUUACAUGUUUUAACUUAAGUUUUCUUCAGCUGUCUUACAUUUAAAUAGAACUUCAACUUAUACAUUAUUCGAUAAUAAAAGGAACAAUCAUGUAAAUAUAGAAUCAAUCUUCAUAUCACAAUAUUACAAACAUAAAAUAAUAAAUAAUUUUAAUAAAUAAAUUAUAUAAAUGUUAUCCAGGUUAGAGAAGAUAAAAAUAAAACGGUACACGAAAUCAAAUUAUGAAAAAUGUCAAAAAUUUAAUGUUAAAAAUAUUUAUCUAUUUUUUUUUUAAUUCUAAAAAGUCUAAAAAAAUUUAAAGGAGUAAGGUAAAAAGUCUUCUUAAAUACAAUAUUUUUAGUAAUGCCAAACUUUAAAUGUACUAAAUGGAAUAUUAUCCAGAGACACAUAGAUGUAUCAAGACAGAAGUUUUCGAAUCUAAAGACCGUGGUUAACGAGGAAAGCUAUGCGAUACGAAGCACGAACCGAUCUUAUGAAAAACUCGAGCUUAGAUCUGCGUUAACGUCUUAACGUGUUAAUGUCUCGGCCGCUGCUUGACUUCGCGGCAGACGGAACAUGUGCGAAUUCUUGGUCUAGGUACGUCAUAUAUCUGCCGCGUACAGAAAUAUGUAUUAUUUGUCUACAUUGCGAUGCUAACGGAGCUAAAAGAAGAUCUCCCUUAGAAAUGAAUAGAAGACUUCCAUUGAUAAUGACUAAUUUCUUAUCACAAUAAAUUCGGAAUGCAACAUUUGUAGUGCAUAGAUUACUUGUUAACUGAUGCGACAAUUGAUGCAACGAUGCUUUAACUUAUAGAAAAUUCGUUCACUAAAAAUACUUCUUUUCUUAUUGAUGGAUUAAAUUUUAGCAAUCCAUUCAAAUGCAUAAAAAGUAUCUGUACCUAAUAUGCCCCCCCCCUAAGCUUUGGAGAUUUUUCUCAUUUUUUGAUGAAUACAAAAUUAAAGGGUUAAAUACAUAUAUAUCUAAUGUGCCCCGGCUAUGUAUUUUUCUCUUUUUUUAUAAAUAUUUAAAAAAAAAUGCGAAAUAACAGAAUCAAAAUGUCUAAUUAAGCACUUAUUAACAUACUAAUAGAAAAAAUUACACAUGCAGCUAUUUAUUAAAUAAUAAAACUGUGUUUGUUUACUACAAGGAGCGUUAUCUUAACUUUUACCUGUCAAAAAGGUUCAACUAACUAGAAAAAGACAAGAAAUACUAAUCAAAAAUUAAAUAUUAAAUAAAAAAACAGAAUUUUAACUUUCUCGUAUAUUAAUAAGAUAUAUUAUGAUUUUUAGCAGUGUCCCUGACCAUAAUGGUUUCACAAUACAAAGAGCUUUUUUUCUUUAAUUAUAAACAAGACGUUUUAAUAAAAACCUAAAAUAAGUACAAUGUUGAAAGUCCUAAAUAAAGAGCUACAAUAAUAUGAAUUGUGGAUAUUUAUAAUUGUUACAUGAUCGUUACACAAAGCAAAAACUCACCUCUGAAAUUUUAGAUUCAGAAGAACACAAUUUGAAUAAAGUGUGAUUACGAGCCGUAGAGAGAAGAUAUAGUGCAGUUAACCAGCAUAAAUACAUCAUAUCGACUUCCUGAGCGAUAUAUUAGCGUUAUCUAUGAAAUUCAUUGUGUAAUUAUUUGAAAAUGGAGGGUGAGCCAAAUUGGGUACAUGGCCAUAUUGGAUCAAACGUACAUAGCGACAGCAAGAUCCUUGCAAUUGGAUCAAGAAGCAGGAAAGUAUUUUCUUUUCUCUCUCAGAGAAAAGCAAUGCGGAGGCCUCCAAGGCGCAUAGAUCACGAUGAUGAGCCGUAACGAGUGCGUGUCGAGCGAGCGGCCGUACGCACGUACGCACAUGGGCGCAUGGGGUACGACCGCACGUCCGUACGACAGGAGCCGCGAGCCGUGCGCGCUCGCUCGCUCGCUCGCGCCCGCUCGAUCGGCCGAGCGAGUUGGAGGUCGGAGGUGUAUAUUGGCCAUUUCCGCAGGAUGCCCUAGGUAACCUGUAACCGCCAUUGAGUUUCCAACUGAACGUGCCACGGAUCUGCGCUAUCGUCUCAUAACACACGAUGCGUGGCCUGCGCUCUGGAUCUGCUCCAUCACAACUGCUCGCGCCCCCGAAACGCUAAUUCUCAUUGAUCCCUCCCCCCCCUCCGCUUCCCGAUCCCGACCUUUUCACCAAGGCUCGCAGGAACGAGCGGCGAUUAAUUUCUCCCGGUCAACGGAGAUCAGUCCAUUCUUGGAUUUAGGGAACAGCGUCCGUUUUAGAAGAAUCUUUCAUCGGAAGAAAUGAAACUUAAGAUGUUUAUUAAUAGGACUGCAAAAAUAAAAGAACCCUUUAGAUAGACUAAUGCAAUAAAAUUAAAUAUUUUUAACUACUCUAUCAAUAUAUGCAUGAUGUUAUAAUUUUAUAUAAGUUUGUUUAAAUAAAUUUAUUUAAUUAUGUUAAGUGAUAUAAAACUAGAUUAAUUUUGCUUGAAACUGAAACAACUUUUCGAAUUCAUUUUAAUACGGAAUUACGUGUGACAAAGUUAUGCUAAUUGUGAGUGGGGAAAGGGAUUGGCGAUACAAUUGGCUGGCUAAUUCGCGGCGAUCGUUUUGUUUUGCAUGCAAUGCAAUUGCCAGUUGAAAAGAGCGGCUUUUAGGCGCGAGUCGUCUAGACAGCUCUAGUCCAGAUCCACCCUGCUUUACUCGAUACACCAUAAUUCGGGUCUAUUAGACCCAAUAAAGUGUAUCAGAGAGGAGGAAUGCGUCCCGAGUCCAGUGAUAAAUGCGAUGUCCGUUGGGCCGUUCGCGCGCGAGUGUGCACGACGCAUGUGGGGUGCGGCGUAAAAUUAAAUCCCAUGUACUCGUGGAAAUAUAUUGAUUACCUCUGGGAAAGUCCACAACAAAAACAAGAAGCAAUAAAUUCCGGCAAUUAUAAACCUGGUUCAGCCCUUUUCGAGUACGUAGAUGAAGCACCAGAUGGUAGAAUAUUUCUUACUGGAGACAGACGUAAAGAAGUACCGGUUAGUAUCAUAACAGUAAGUAACGAAAAAGGUGAAGGCGGUUUGCUUUUGCGCCCAUACCCGGAUUGGUCUUGGCAUACAAACAAAAAAUGUGAAGGCAUUACAGGUGCCUAUGGAAUAGAUAUUAAAUGCAAUCACAUCUUUGUUAUGGAUUCCGGCUAUAUUGAAGAGGAACAGGUUUGUCCUCCGCAAGUACUGAUUUUCGACUUAUCAACUGAUCAGCUGGUUAAACGUAUUAUCAUCCCGUCUAAUGUCGCUAUAAACAGAAAUGGUAUUAAUGGAACUUUUACAACAAUUCAUGCUGUCGCUUCGCAUUGUAAUCAUAUAAAAGAUAACGCAAUUUUACUCAUAGCUGACGGAGUGGAGAACGGUUUAGUGGUGUAUAACCCACAUAUUUCGAAAUUCUGCAGAAUUGAAAGUGAAUUUAUGAAACCGACUAAUGCAACUUUUACCAUAGAAAAUAUAACUUUUAAUUUUGCGGAAGGUAUCACACAUUUGGCGACUACUGAUAAAGAUUUAUAUUAUGCUGCAUUCUCAGCAGACAAGUUGUAUAGGAUCGAAAUUUCGAAGCUAAUAGACUGUUCAUUAAGUGACAGAGAAGCGAGUGAAAUAACUCAACUGGUGGGUACUUUAUCAGGUCAGACAGGACCAAUCGCAUUUGAAGAAUGUGCAAUAAUUUUCAGCAAUCAGCCGGCAACGUCUAUUAUGUGUGCAGAUGCCACUAAAUUUAUUGAUUUCAAUAAUAUGGAAGUCGUUGUUCAAAAUCCCGAAGAAUUGCAAUGUAUAGCGGGAACAAAAAUAAUAAAUAAAUCGCAUUUUAAAAGAAUGCUAAUCUUGACAACUCGUUGCCAUCGUUACAUGACUACUGGUUACAAUCUAAAUGAGACAAAUCACCGCAUUUUUUCGAUAAAUAUGACGGAAAUACGAAAAGCAAAUAAAAAUUGUUUUGCUUCUUGUAAUUAAGAAAACUUAUAAUACAU